Messenger RNA from Chlamydomonas reinhardtii, 5898 nucleotides. RefSeq lists its product as uncharacterized. The coding region runs from base 226 to 3675 and encodes 1149 amino acids. Gene Ontology annotation, molecular function: N,N-dimethylaniline monooxygenase activity; flavin adenine dinucleotide binding; NADP binding. The transcript is spliced from 15 exons. NCBI's taxonomy places the organism in Eukaryota, Viridiplantae, Chlorophyta, Chlorophyceae, Chlamydomonadales, Chlamydomonadaceae. The record is from RefSeq and is a predicted model, not a curated record.
CGUGUAUUCAUUCCUUUGCUACCGCACGGGCACCCCACCUCUUCGCAGCCGCUGUGGGCGGGUUUCACAAGGGAAUUUAGCAAGCUGACUGAAAUAUGAUUGCCAUACCUCCGUUGCAGGCGCUGCAACUGCGUUAGAAAGUUUCGCAGCUUUCUAUGAGGACUUCCGCCACCACGCGUUGCACCAGCUGCAGUUGAAUUGGAUGAGUUCACAUCUCUGACAAUAAUGGGAAGGAAGCUUGCACUGGUGAUUGGAGCGGGCGUGGCAGGAUGCCAAGCCGCGCGCGCGCUUCUCCGCGCCGGUUAUGACGUUCUGGUGCUCGAGCAGAGUCGUGGCGUCGGAGGUGUUUGGCGAAGAAACUAUCAUGGCUUCGCGCUUCAAGUGCCCUGGGACUUCUUCACAUUCCCAGAGUUCCCCUACGAGUUGGCGCCCGGGGACCUGGCGGCUAGGGCGGAGGCACAGGACUUUCCCAGCGGCGAAAUUGUGCAGGAGUACAUCGAGGCCUACUGCAAGCACUUCAAACUGGACCGACACAUCAUGUUUGGUGUCAAGGUGGUGCACAUAGCCGCGCUGCCGCAGUUCGGCAACGCCAGCGCGCCCACCACCGCUGCCGCCACCGCCGCCGCCACCGCCGCCGGCGGCGGCCUCGCCGCGGGCGCCAGCCUCCACGGCGGCACUGCCAACCUGCCGAACCCCGCCGGCGGCCCCGGUACGGGUCCGCGCUGGGCGGUGCGGUUCCGGCAGGCGAUGCGGCCGGGCCAGAGCCCGGACGUGGGGGAGCUGAAGACCAUGGAGUGCGAUGUGGUGGUGAUGGCGACCGGCAUGUACUUCAGCCCCUACGUGCCCUUCGUGCAGGGCAUGGCGGACUACAAGGGCACGGUGCUGCACGCACGUGACUUCAACAGCCUGGAGCCGCUCAAGGGCAAGCGCGUGUUGGUGCUGGGCGCGGGCAAGUCCGCCCACGACUGCUCCGUGCUGGCCGCCAGCGAGGCCGCCAAGACCGCCAGCGUCACCACACUGUUCAGGCAGGCGCACUGGCCGCUGCCGCGAGAGAUCUUCGGCAUUCCAUUCCAUAAGAUUGUGUACACUCGCUUCACGGCAGCCAUGCUGCCAGCCUACUACACAGCCGAGGGCAGGCUGGGCAAACGUGUGAAGCACACGCUGCUGAGCCCCCUGAAGCGGCUGUUCUGGGGCGCGCUGGAGCGGCACGUGGCGGGGCGCAUGGCGCUGCGGGGGCACCUGCGGCCGGAGCGCGGCUUCGUGCAGGACCUGUUCUUCGGGGGGCAGAUCCAGGACGGAUCCUGGAACGAGGCCGUCAACGCCGGCCGCAUCAAAGCCGUGCGGGGCAGCCUGGCGGAGGUGCUGCCGGGCGGCGUGCGACUGACUGACGGCACGGUGCUGGACUGCGACGUGAUGCUGUUCGCAACAGGCUACACCAAGGACUACAGCCUGUUUGACGCCGCCACCGCCUCCCGCCUGGCCGCCACGCCCGGCUCCAGCACCGAGGAAGGCCUGCACCUGUACCGCUCCAUCAUGAGCCCGCGGGUGCCCGGGCUGUUCUUCAUUGGCAGCGAGGCCUCCACCUUCAACAACGUGCUGACCAGCGGGCUGCAGUCGCUGUGGCUGCUGCACCUGCUGGCGGACCGCAUCCGGCUGCCCAGCCCCACCGCCAUAAACAAGGACAUCCUGGACCAGGCCAAGUGGCGCUCCCGCGUCAUGCCGGCCCAGCGCCACUCCAGCAGUAUCAUCAUGCUGUACCAGCAGAGGUACCACGAACAGCUCCUGAAGGACAUGGGCUUCCCCACGCGCCGCAAGGCGCUCGCCGCCAAGUCCAAACCCACACCCGGGCCCGGGGCGCCGCCGGGCAGCAACAAGCCGCCCCAAACCGGCACCAGCGCCACCGAUGCCGCCGCCGCGGCCAACGGCAGCAAGUGCAGCAACGGCAGCAGCAGCGCCAGCGCCAACCGCGGCAGUAGCAGCAGCAGCAGCAAGAGCGGCCCCGUGCCGCGGUACGGCGGAAGCGAGCUGCUCAGCCCCUACUCCUCCCACGACUACGCGGAGCUCUUCGACGACCGGAACUUGGUCGGCCUUUCGGCUGCCAUGGUUCGGAUCCACGGCGGCGCGGCGACGGCGGCGGGGACGCGGUCAGCGGAAGAGAUCGUGGCGUCGGCUGUGACGUUGAUGCCGGCGGCGGCGGCGAUAGGCACGCGGCUGGAUCUAGCGGUUUUGCCCGGGGCCCACGGCGUGGCGGCUGUGGCGGCGCGGGCUGGCGGCGGACUGGUGCCGCUGGCGCAGAGCGACGGCUGCGGUGGCAACGGCGUGCCACUGAUGCUGGCAGCGGGCGCGGAUGCGGCGGCGGCGGCGGCGGCGUUGGUGGGGCCGUCAAGACUGGGGCCCGGGCCGGCGGCGGCAGCGGGGCAACAGCAGGCGGCGGGAGGGGGCGCGCAGCUGUGUGUGGGGAACGGGCUCGGCAACAGCGCUUCUGUGAGCGCCUUCGUGGGGAGUUUCGACAGCCCCACGCCCACCGUCAGCGACGUCAUGCCGUUGGGCCGCGCCGCGCAGCCGCCGUCGGCGCUGCUGUCCGCGGCGGCUGUGGUGGCGGCGGCGCGCAACGCGCGUGUGGCAGCGGCGGGGCUGAACAUUCCCAUCAUGGGCCCCGGGUCGCGGCCUAUGGGAGGCGCGUUCUUCGCCGCCGGCGGCAUGCCGUGGAUGCAGUCGGCGCUGGGGGCGGCAGCUGGCGGCGACGGCGUGGCAGCGGCGGCGGCAGGGCCGUCGCAGGGCCAACUGCCGCCGCUGCAGGAAGAGGGCGGCUUGCCGGCAAGCGGCGGUGACCUCAACGGCGCCGACGCCGGCGCCAGUGGUAUCGCCGCGAGCCCGGCGGCUUCGCCGUCGGCGGCGCUGCCGCCUCCAUCGCAAGAGGAGGCGUCGGAUUCGCUGACCAGCCCCGCCAACACGAAUACGGGCACCGCGGCCUCCGGCGCCGCCGGCCCCGGCGGCAGCACUCGUGAGAUGGAGCGCAGCAUGGGCAACAACUUGCUGUUUGUAACCACGCAAAGCAUCAGCGGCGCCGGCGGGCCCGCCGCCGCCAGCGGCUCGCCCUCGCCCUUCGCCACCGCCGCCACGGCAACGCUGGCGGCUGCCGCCGGCAGCGCCGGAGGCGCUUCCCCUGCCCAGCCGGCGGCGGCCACUUCCUCGGCGGCGGCUGGCCCCGGCCGCGCCGGGCUGUCGCUGCCGGCGGCGUCGUCGCACGGCGGCAACGCCACCGGCGGGCGCGUGUCGCUGUCGCGGCGCGUCCGGCUGCAGGUGUUGCACCUCAUGCACCGCAGCAUCGGCGGCAGCCUGGUUCCGGCGUCGGCCGGCGACGGCGAGAUCCUGGAGCUGCGCGUGCCCUCCGGCACCAACACCAACACCAACAACCCGCUCACCAGCACCAACACCAACGCAAUGGCCACCACCGGCACCGGCACGGGCGCCGCCGCCGGCGCCACGCCGGCGGACGGCCACACCGGUGGCACGGGCGGUGGCGGCGGUGCUGGCGCGCCGCCGCUGGGCGCGACGUCGACGGCGACGACGGCGACGACGGCGCACGUGAGCAGCAGCCUGUGCUUUGAGGCGAUGCGCAACGCGGCGCCCAACGUGUAUGGAGAGCUGGUGGGGACACUGGAGGUGCACUGAGCAGGAGGAGGAGGAGGAGGAGGAGGAGGAGGAGGGUGGUUGCACCGCACGGCAGGUAGUAUGUGCAAUGGGGACUUUGAUGCCUGGUAGUGGUAUGGGGUGGCGGGCCGGGUUGGACAGGUGAGGUUGGUGGUGGGGAGGUGCUUGGGCUGCAUGGGGGGUGGGUGCCACGUGUGAGGUCAUGUCCUGUGGCGGCGGCGAUGGGGCAAGUGGCGCGGGAGAUGCGUGGAGAAGUGAGGGCGUCGCAUGCCCAGACACACGUGGGUGUCGCAUGCCCCGAGCCGGCCAAGCGGCAUGCUGCAUGCAACGGGGCGACCGGCAUCCGCGUGUGCGAGAGCACUUGCAGGGAAGAUUUUCGACCACGUGUGUGCACGGGAAGACGGGCGGUGACAGCCACCUUAGGCAUGUGCAUGGCGCAUGUGCUUGAUUUUGGGGCGUGAUUGAUUGUGUGUUACAGGGGACACCGCAGCAAACACAGUGAGGACCGGUUGUGAGGUGGUUCCCGCUUUCGUGCGGAUGUCGGCCUGUGCGUGUGUGGCGCCAUGGAGUGAGCAAGGGCUACGGGGCCUGCAUAUUCCCUGCGAUCCAUUCGAAAGGUACUGGUGGACUGAAAGCCCCACGUUGUGUGCAUUCUGAUAGCAACAGCCGCGCUGACCCCGACCUUUCGUCGCCAUGGUCGUGAGAUCAAAAACUCACGUGAGAUCAAAACCGAGCAUCCAUGGCGUGGAGGAUUGGGCAAUGUGGAUCUGUGAAUGUGGAAUGCAGCUGCGCUGCGGCUCUCAGUGCAGCAGCGUUGGCUCGGGCGCUGUGUGAUAUAGUAUCUGUGUGAUCGCCGGUGCCACCUUUUAUUGCUGAAGUUUCCAGGCAUGGCAUGUGUGCGCAUGGCAUGCAACCGUAUGAUCGGGCCGAUUCUGCCCUCCGUGUGCAAUCAAGGCGCUCGUGAACAAGGGUCGCAAACGCGGGUUUUUUUAUUGCAAUACACGUGCCGGUACUCGUAUUUCGACCUGCUUGCUGGACGCUCGCCGGAAGUGAAGGGCUGCAAAGGUGAUUGAGGCGGCCACUGCGACACCCAGCAUGCUGGUAUGUGCGUGCGUGCGUACAUGCAUGUGUACGUGCUGCGAGCGGCAGAUGUGGGCUGUGUGAGGUGCAUGCGGUAUUUGGGCGCUCAAAGCGCAGGCUUACGCGCACGGCGACUCAGCAGCCGCGUGCUUCCUGUGCCCCGAGCAUGCAAGCACUCAGGCGCAUACCGCAGUGGCUGCUGCGUUAGGGAAGAACGACCGCUGGCUGCCUGCCGGGAAGCUGCAAUGUAGCUGCAAUGUAGCUGCUGUCGGUUGUGUGCGUCGCAAUUUGUGGCUUGCAUUUGCUCCUGCUCCUCUUGCUGCCUCGUUUCCGCACCGUACGUAGUAGCCACGGCGGGCCUGCGGGGACCAACUCGCACCUUGACUCGCACUGCCGAUUGGGGGCGCCUUUCUAGUGGAAUCCAAUUUUACGGCCGAACUGAUAAGGACUGGUGCAAGUUGAUCCGUAGAAGGUUAAUGCGCGUGCAAGAUCUUGAAGGCUUGGCAUUACGCACUGUGAACAAUUCGUGUGGUAGCUUCACAUGCCAAGUAGCUGCAGUGGGUAUUCAAAGUCAAGGCCAAAGGAACAAAGGGGGGAUUUGGAUGGUCAGGCAGGGGAUUGACAGCUUAUGCUGCUGGGGAAGAGGCUGUGUCCGCCUUACCUGUGUGAGCCGAUGUGCAAUAAAAGAAGCAGCACUGGUCGUAUGCGCGCAGUAAGCCAGCCUUGAAAGCGAAGGUAAUCGAGGCGACCAGUGUGACACCCAACAUGCUCUUGUGUGCGUGCUGCCGUGUUGUUGUGGCAUGGUGUGUAGUGCAGAUUUAUGAUAAUCAAGUUGAUCUGGUACGUAAGAUGUGCGUACAACCCAGCCCCUCGCGUUGCCCCACGCGGGCACAUGCGGUUGUGUGUUACUGGUGAUGCGGCGUGACGCACACGAGCACUGCAGCUGCAUAUGCCGCUGCUGGGACUGUCCCCUCUGUAACAUCCGCAUUCAUAUGCCGCAACGUGGGCUCGAGCCCAAGGGGUUGUGUGGUAGCAGUGUAUAGCAACGGUAAUGCCGUACAUGCAAUGGGCAAGGCGGGUAGCAAUGCAUGAGCUUUUUGAUGCCGGCACCUUGGUGAGUUGGUUUGCGCCAGUAAAGUGUGCGGCUUGUAACAAUGCAACUGA